UUUCCAAGCAACUCCAUCACCUCUCUUAUAUAUAACCCCACCAACACUCUCCAAUCUUCAUCUAUCUUCAAGAACACACAGAAAAAAAAAAGAAAAACCAGAGAAGAAAAGCUUUCUUCCCCAUCUUUUGUUCUCCAUUUCCGUAGCUUUUGCAUGGCAGUGAGAUUAUUGUCACAUGAGUUAUCUGACCUCUGUCUUGGCAAGCCAGCGCUGAGGUCACUGUCUAUAACAUCCACCAUUGCUGAUGCAGUUGAGGUCUUGAAAACCUCUGAUGAAAACUUUGUAAGUGUCUGGAGUUGUAACCAUAAGGCUAAAACUGCUUCAGGGUUUGAAUCAGCUGCUAGGUUUUCUGAUGAUGAUGAUGAUGAUGAGUGUAGAUGUGUAGGCAAAGUUUGCAUGGUGGAUGUGAUUUGCUAUCUCUGCAAAGAUGAAAAUUUGGUGUCACCUUCUGUGGCCCUGAAGGAGCCUGUUUCCGUGCUCUUACCUAAGAUUCCUGACCUUGUUAUGCAUGUGGAGCCAUCUUGCAGCUUGUUAGAAGCAGUUGAUCUUAUACUUCAAGGAGCUCAAAACCUAGUGGUACCAAUCAAAACCAAGCUCAGCAACAAGAGAAAACAGCAGCAGAAGCCUUCACCAACCGUCACUAUACACAAAGGCCGUGAAUUUUGCUGGCUAACUCAAGAAGACGUGAUCAGAUUCCUUCUGAGCUCCAUCGGCCUCUUUUCACCAAUCCCUGCCUUCUCCAUUGACAGUCUUGGCAUCAUCAACCCCGACAUCCUCACCAUUGAGUACCACUCCCCUGCCUCGGCAGCCACGGGAGCCAUUUCUCGUGCUCUGGUGGACCAAACUUCUGUGGCUGUGGUUGACAGUGAGGGAACUUUGAUCGGAGAGAUUUCUCCCUUCACCUUGGCCUGCUGCGACGAGACAGUCGCAGCAGCCCUUAAGACCUUGUCCUCUGGGGACCUAAUGGCCUACAUUGACUGUGGAGGUCCCCCAGAGGACCUGGUCCGGGUCGUGACUGCGAGGUUGAAGGAGAGAAACUUGAAUGGAAUGCUGGAACAUUUCACAAUGUCUAUGUCUUCUGGUGGAUUCUCAUCUGCAUCUUCAUCAUCUGAUGAGGAGUCCAUGACAGCUCCAGUGUCACCAUUGCCGCGGUCAGGAAGGCACAGUAGAUCAAUGAGUUAUUCGGCCAGGAUGGUGAGAAGAGCUGAGGCAAUUGUUUGCCAUCCCAAGAGUUCACUAGUGGCAGUAAUGAUCCAAGCUAUUGCUCACAGGGUGAAUUAUGUCUGGGUUAUAGAGGAUGAUUGUAGCUUGGUUGGAAUUGUCACAUUUUCUGACAUUUUAAAAGUUUUCAGGGAACAUUUGGACACCAUGGCCUGACAAGAUGAGAAGCUUUUUUUUUUUUAAAGUUUUGCUAUUAUCUGCUAGGCUUUUGUUGAGGCUAAUAAUGCUGCUGAGGCUGGUAGAAGAAGAAUAAAAUUUAGGAAAGUUGUGUGAAUAUGGACCAUUUUUUUGUUUCUUUAUUUAAUUUUGUCAUGUGGGAUGAGGAGUUUGCUAUCUGAUUGUAUUAUUUGCAAGUGUUCUUUAUAUUUUUUUUCUCUUGUUUUCUAAGCUUAUGUUAUCUUUUCUUUUAACUUAAGAUUAUCAAAGAAGUAAAGAAAAGAAUGCAAAAGUUCUUCCCUUUUUAUUUCA
This is a messenger RNA of Theobroma cacao (cacao), 1689 nucleotides long. RefSeq names its product CBS domain-containing protein CBSX5-like. The record is from RefSeq and is a predicted model, not a curated record. NCBI's taxonomy places the organism in Eukaryota, Viridiplantae, Streptophyta, Magnoliopsida, Malvales, Malvaceae. Gene Ontology annotation, cellular component: nucleus; cytoplasm.